CCUGCCGCUAUAUCCGCAAGCCAGCACAAGCAAUCAAUCCCCAUCCAUUCGUCCGUAGCAACCAUCAUACAUCAGAGCUUCAGCUGCGUGACAGCAAGAGCCGUCUCAGCUCUCAGGAACCCCUGCACGUCAUCAGGGGCGCUCAACGGCAUCUUCUUAACAGCGUGCUGAAUCAACACGUCCCCCCCACCCCCGCCCUUCCUCACUCCUUCAGGCACAGUCACCGGACCCCUUUUGAUGCCCUGAAGAGACACCGCCUUCGCGUCGACAGAGAACCGCCUCCCAGCUGUGGCAGUGAGCUGGUUCACACCGAUGGGCACUGCAGAAAGCGUGGUCUCACGUUCCGGUGGGCCCUUUUCCGGCUGCUCUUCUUGCUGGCUGGAGGGGGGCCGCCAGUCAAGCGCGGUGCCAUGCGGCUUGAUGACAACGCCGCUGGCCGACUUGUAUGUCUUUGAUGGGGGUGCGCGGAUGGUUGUCACUGCGAGAUGCGACCCAAGUAGGGACGCCUUUCUCGGAUGGUGGGAUGUGGCUGCUGCUGCUGCUGCUGCCUGUGUUGGCUCAGAGAGGGAUGUUAGCAUGCCAUCAAGACGGAGGGCCUGACAAUAAGACAGGGAUAGGCAGGCCGUCAUGAAAGAAGGUGCCGUGUCUCUGCUACUGUCUUGCGAGUUCGUGGCUCGCGUGAUUGGAUGGCUGACCUUCUGUGCAAUCUGCUGAGCCUCCUCCAUCUCGCCCGUCUGUUGGGCCCUGUCAACUUCCUGCGACACAGGAGACGUUAAAGACACGACGUCCAAUGAUGUCUUGUUGCUCUCGUCUGUUCUCCUGACUUUGUACAGAGCUGCAAUGCGCUUCUUCAGGACUCUAGGCUUCAGAGGCCGCCACGGAACAGCAAGAAUGUGGUCAAUCACCUGGAGACACAUGCGAGAUGCCUCAGUACGUAUCCGUCUCGGUGUCAUCCAUUAGUGAAUACUCACCUCGGCUGCAUCAAUCGUCGUGUCUUCCUCACCCUCCCUUUCCGCGUCAACCGACACGGACACGGCGGCACUCGCAUCAGGCGCCUUACCCCUGCACAACGGGUCGGUCCCCAGCUCGGCGGCCAGUGCCUUGACGUCAUCCACCGUGACCUCACUCUUGUCCCUCCAUUGCUCCUUCAUCCAAGCCCUCACUUCCACCUGCUCCCAAAUGGAUAGGAGCUUGUCACAAGUGAUGGACGCCUUUGCCCUUUUCUCUUCCACAACGCGAUUGACAGGUGCACUCCGCUCUUCAGGAGUCUCUGCUUCGCCGAGCUCGCUGAGUGUGUCCGCCAUGCCCACCGUCUUCUUGAGUCGCUUUUCCUCCAGUGCCCGCCACUUAUCGUGAAUCUUCUUGGCUUCCUGAAAGCACUCCCUCUCAAUAGUGGACAUCUUCGAGAAGCCAUAGGCUGAAAGGCGCCUGUAGACUGGCGGGCGGCUUUGAUGUGAUGGAGGCGGGGGAACCGUUGCGCGAGUGGUCGGCUGCAGUGGUGCUGAAGGCGCUGCUGUCUUCUUGGCUGAGUCAAGGAACGGCACGAUCUGCGCAGCUCUGAUUCGCUCGAUGGCCGUGACCUCAUGUCUGUCGAGGACCUGCAAUUGAGGCAGAUGGUAGAUGACUCUAAGCCUGUAGUCGGGCUCCUCCGCCACAGGAUUUCCAAAGAGGUCAAGCUUCUUGAGGAACCGAAAGGCCUUCAGCACAGAUAGGAGCCGCUCAAGGUUGCGGAGGCAGUUGUUCGACGCUGAGAACACCUCCAGAAACCUGAAAAGAAGAAGAGAAAUCGAAUUCUGCACUGUAUACGUCCUCGUCUUCCUCACUUGAAGCGACGCAGAGAAGAAUUCUGAAGAGUUACGAGUCGGUUGUUCUCCACAUAGACCUGCACACACAGCAGAGUCGGACACGUAACACCAUUGGGUGUGUGUGAAUGAGUGGCAGUGGUACUGGCGUACCUCUUUGACUCUGAAGUUGCCAUCCAGGUUGUUGAGGUGGGUAAGUUGGUUGUCCGACAGCCAAAGGACGGCGACAUUUGGGAACUUCUUGAAGUCCUCGCUGAGCACGUGUCCCUGCCUGCCCGCGAGGUAGACAUUUUCGCAUUUCUUGGCUGCUUCGCCCGUCUUCAGGGACACACAUUGCCAUGGGUCAAGCACCUUCAUCGUCGCUCAGAG
Molecule: messenger RNA, 2171 nt
Organism: Vitrella brassicaformis
Lineage: Eukaryota; Vitrellaceae
Source: the annotation of a GenBank genome assembly